Messenger RNA from Klebsormidium nitens, 1817 nucleotides. Lineage: Eukaryota; Viridiplantae; Streptophyta; Klebsormidiophyceae; Klebsormidiales; Klebsormidiaceae. The record is from the annotation of a GenBank genome assembly.
GUUUCAACCUUCGCUCUCUUGCGCAGGGUUCCGUGACCAAUCGACCUCGUGCAGCAGCUAGAAAGCAGCUUAAUGAUAUCAAGAACUCUGAGCUAGCAAGAACACCUGGUUUCAGGGGCGCCCUCUCGUAUGAUUGGAAUCUGGAUGUGAAAGCACAGGAAGGAGAGUAGGAAGUGAUAACGAAUUCGACUGACAAGUUUUGUUUUGCGCGAAGCGUUUUGUGUGAGUUUAAGCGUUCUGAGCCGCUCAUCAGUGCCCAUCCCGUGGCUCAGCUAUGUCCGCUCUCGCGCUGGACUGCGCGGCCCUUCGAUGUGGCCCUGUUCUGAAUGUGCGAAGGGGGUAUGAGUCUGUGUCUUCCUCAGGAAGGUUUGCAACAGGUGUAGAAGGCCAGUGGACUAAUCUGGUUCGGAAACAUGGUUUCGAGAAAGGGCCACGGGUUGCAAGACCAGAGUUCAGAACCGGUGCAAGGGCAGAUAGUGCAUGGUACGCGGGUGAAGAGUUGGUCUGUGGGUUUGGAAACGCUCUGGAUAGGAAUGACAGGCUCCGUCCUUCCUGUUCCGCCACCUCAACCGCGAACUCUGACGGCCUCACCGUCCCUGGCCACUGGGGCCUCUCCGACGGCAUUUCUAAGGAGCUCGUCACUGAUCAGGAGAUUGGGGUUGUGUAUGCGGACGAGUCAUCUUCGGCUGCGGCCGACCACUCUGGGGUAGUACGCGGUUCAGACAGUCCGGAAAAUGGUCAAAGAUUAGUGACUAGCGCGGCAGCGUGCUCUCCGGACGUGCGAGAGCACACGCAGGGGAAGACAGCGGAAGGGUUUAGGGUGUUGGACGAAGACCUUGCAGGGAGUGGGGGUGGGAUUCAUGACGAUGGGCAAAAGUGCACAAAUGCGGGACCAGUUCCAGCAAUUGUGCACAGCCGCAAAACCUCAGGGAGGCUCGCCCCCGCGUCUCUCUCCCAGUCCAUGCAAGCCGUGUCCGGAAGGGGGUUCAAGUCGGUCGUUGGCGUUGCAGCCCCGGUGCUCAAUCCCGGAGGACUGAAGGGUGGGGCUGGCAUGAUGGCAGCUACACUCACGGUGGCCGGUGUUGUUGGGGCCGUUAGCCAGGGUGCAAACUUGCUGCAGAAGGGGGCCACAACUGCGCCGGCUAAGGUGUGCCGGGACUGCAAGGGCGCGGGGCGCAUUGCGUGUGACCUGUGCCAGGGAACGGGGCAGAUUAGAUGGGAAGGGAAGCUGAGGCACAAGGACGAGUGUCCCAGUUGCGAAGGGAAGGGCGAAGCCAAGUGCCAUUGCAAGGCAGCAUACAGGGUCCCCGAAUUGGUUCCAAGGAAGUGAAGUUUUGAUGAAGCUGAUCAUCCAACAAUUCAAAAUUGUUUGCACAUUUUGAUUGGAUUGUAAGCAUUCAGCAAAGCAUAUUGCUUGCUAGUGGAGCAUAGCUAGUAGACUUUUCCGGAACUUGUUUUUGGAAGGUCGAGGGCCAUCUUUCGGAAAAGUUGAGCGUGGGAUUGAUUCCCCUGGCUCGUCGCAACCGCGGUUGCUAUCGUAGAAAUUGCUGAUUAGAAGUAUUUGUUGGAUAUAUUUAGAGACUCUGUACAUAGAUUUGACAUUAGAAAAUAUAAGUUCGCGAUGCUUGGUCUUCAGUCGUUUGUCCCUUGUUACUAGAAAUCGGUUUAUGAUCAAACGGAAAAGGCGCACAGAUAAGACAUCCAGCAGCCGUGUACACGUGGGAAGUAGAUCCCGGUUCUUUCACCCUGCGACUUGAGUUUCAAUUCGUGUAUGCCUAUACUUCAUUGAUCUCACGCACAAGCGUGUUUCACUCGAA